Messenger RNA from Ictalurus furcatus (blue catfish), 1049 nucleotides. RefSeq names its product cysteine-rich and transmembrane domain-containing protein 1. Gene Ontology annotation, cellular component: extracellular exosome. The record is from RefSeq and is a predicted model, not a curated record. The coding region runs from base 189 to 599 and encodes 136 amino acids. NCBI's taxonomy places the organism in Eukaryota, Metazoa, Chordata, Actinopteri, Siluriformes, Ictaluridae. The transcript has 3 exons.
CAUUAUUACGCAGCGUUGGUCGAGUUUGACUCAGCAUACGCACUCCGACAGCCUGACUUUAAAGAUCAAUAAACCAUCAUAGCCAGGAUCAAGUGAACGCUGCACGCAGGAACGCACUCCGGGAAGCUCAUUCGACAUUUGAUACCGCUAUCUUCCGAAAAACCAAAGGUGACUACUCCUACGUGAAAAUGAGCUACGAGAAUCCUCCACCAUAUACAGGCCCAGGUGCCCCUGUUCCAGGUUACCCUCCUGCCAGCGCUCCUGGCUAUCCACCUCAGGGCUAUCCACCUCAGGGCUAUCCACCUCAGGGAUACCCACCUCAAGGCUACCCCACUCAGGGCUAUCCACCUGGUCCUGAGCAAGGACCAUACCCUAACUACCCUGCUGCACCACCGGGUUCGUACCCUGCCCAACCUGGCUAUCAGGGAUAUCCAGUGCCUCCUCAACCAGGGUAUGGAGGACCGGUGUAUGGGGAGCCUCCCAAAAACACAGUGUAUGUUGUGGAACAAGAUCGACGGGGCGAUUCAGGAGAUCAGGCGUGUCUGACCGCCUGCUGGACGGCUCUGUGCUGCUGUUGUCUCUGGGACAUGUUGACUUAAUCUGUCUUCAGCAAAGCCCUCAUCUGUAAAAACCUUUUCCCUCUGUAUUUAUGUAUGACUACUGCAAAAACAAUGAUCCAAUGAAAGAAAGAGCGAUGUGUGUUUUUGUUCAGGGAUUUUACAUGGUCCAGUUUGGAUUACUUCAAUAAAUUCAAUGCUAUGCACUGAGACAUUUAUAGAAAUGCAAUCCUAGUUCUAGACAUAUGUAAACUGAGCUGUUUUUUUAUUUUUAUUUUAUUUUAUGUAGCCAAAAGCAAAUAAAUAGCUAGAAUUCAAAUUGUCUACAGGUAUAGAGCUGAAGGAUGAUGAACAUGGUUGAUGAAUGCAUGUUUUUGUUCAGUUUAAAGCCAAGGGUUUCAUUGGGGGUAAAAACUGUUGAGGAAAAUACUGUCAGAAUUGUCAGAAAUUUCUACUCGUUAAUGUAUACUAAAUAAAAGCCACAGUUUUUGA